AUGUCUGAUUUCGAGAUGGCGGAAAGCCAAAACACCUUUACUCCAGUGAACCGUGCUGUAAUACGACGAGCCAGGAUGGAUGAACCAAUUCCUACAGGCAUGAUUAUCAAAGGCAAAAAGAUCCACACGAUUGAGCAAAUGCUUGAGGCCCUGGAAGAGAGUGACGCUGCAGAAAAAUAUGACAUUGCACUGUUUUGCUAUGGGAAAUUGAAUGCUGCACAUGACUUGCUCGGUGACGGCAUCUGCAGGCUGUUUGACUAUGUUAGCUCCGCAGAGUUAUGGAAGGGUCAUCAUGAAGACCAAGAGGAAUUCCAGCUUCGAUGGGAAAAAGCAGUCCAGCUACAAAAGCGAAGAGCAAAGGAUGCGAGAACAAUCGAAGGCAUUCGACAGCGAGCGCUUGUGAGAUGGGACAACCAAGACCCCGCAGGCAGGAAUACCACCGAGUUCUUCCAAUGGGUCAAGAAUCGAGCGUUUGCGGAGAAAGUUAGUAAGCUCCUGAACACAGAUAUGUCCUACGAGGAUGUCAAGCUAUCUAUCAACAACCAUGUCAUCAAGAGAUGUACCUUUGGAAAAGGAAGUGGAGCCCAGAAAACCAAGCACCUGGAACCCAGUGACCUGCUCAAGACCUGCCAGUGCCGUAUCCUGACGCCGAUUCUCCAAGAACACCUAGAUCGUGCGGGUCUCCAGAUAGACCAGGAUGGAUUCGUUUGUCCAAAAGGCGAAGGAUUUGAUCUUCCAAGGAUCGAACCAAGAGCAUAUACCCUGCCUCCGUCUCCCGAGAAGAGUGUUUUCCUACCGGAAGAUGAUGCUGCUGCUGCUGCUGCUCCCCCUGAUGAAUUGGAAGACCAGGAUAUGGAGGAAGAAGAGAGCGUGGAAUCUAGCCAGGAUUCGGAACGCGACGAGGAAAUGCAGGAUGCCCCGCCGACACAGCAGGAAGUAUUGAACAAUGCCGUUGUCGAAGAAAGCGACGAAGAAACAGUUGCCCUCGCGGAUGCACAUGCGAAGUGUGGAUGUUUACUGCGCCCUGCUACCCUGAUACGAGCCCUCAAAGAAAAAGAUUUCUCGAAGCGGAAAAAUGGACUGGUCGCAUUGCGAGCCAUUGGAAGAAGAUUAGCGAGGUCCGGAGAUAUCACUGUCAAUACUCUUUGCAGUAAGCACGCAAAGGCACUAGUGGAAGCUAUACAAAUGACUAGUGCGUCCAAGAAUCACCAGCAAUUGGUGAACCGGGUUGCCCUAUCAUAUCGACACAUUGGGAACUGGGACCGAUUUAUGAAGGACCAUCCUCGAUGGUUUAGUUUCCGGCAGGAAAACGAUCUCGGUUUCCAUCGUUUCAAGCCGCAGCACUACGCCCCUCUUGUUUCUGACUUCGCCGCUGCUACAGAAUGGCUAAUAGUUCGUGACUGGCAAGAGGAAGCCUGGUAUGAAUACCUGCGUUGCUUCGAACUCACCAAGCGCUUGGAAAAGAAGGAAUAUGGCAAGCACUCCUUCUUCUCCCGCAUUGAAAAAGGCAUGCUCGUGGACGAUCCUGAACUAGGUCUCUUGCCUGAUGGUCCCACUUCCGUCGAUGCUGAACUUCAAACGCUGUCGAACAUGCAGCAACCUACCCCCGAAGCGGAGGUUGGCCUUCCUCAUAGCGGCUAG
Molecule: messenger RNA, 1641 nt
Organism: Penicillium cosmopolitanum
Lineage: Eukaryota; Fungi; Ascomycota; Eurotiomycetes; Eurotiales; Aspergillaceae
Exons: 2
Coding region: 1-1641 (546 amino acids)
Source: RefSeq, a predicted model, not a curated record